AAUUAAGGUUUUGAAGGGGGCUGUUCGCCUCAAGCUCUCUAUACUGCUCACGCCGCUACUGGUCGACUCAGCUCCCGUUCUCAGUGACUCCGGUCCGCUGGCCGCCGCAUCUCACCCUCGUGUUUCUGUUAACUCCCAACCUCUCUGUCGUCCUCGCCUUCGCAUUGACUGCCGUUGUCACUUGCCGUUCUCGCGUUCCCGUACGAAGACCACUCUCCGCCUCAGUCUAGCCACCUCAGCCUCAGCUUCUCGCCUUCUCAGACUCGCGUUCGAAGAUCAAUCCCUCUCUCUCGUCUCUCUGCAAUUUUUUUUGCCCUUUGGCUCCUCAUUUGGGAGAUGAGAGGGCUACAGCUACCAUUGAGCCAAACUCAGAAGGUUCGACUGCAGAAAGCUCUGCAACAGCUCGAGUCUCUAUCUUCCAAGGUCAAUUCGGAUGCUUCUGUUACUGUAGCUGAUUCCAUAUCUGUUAACCACGAAGAUGGCUUCCUCAAGGGACAUGGUACCACUGACCUCAAAGGUGAAGUGGUUGCCACUGUAUGCGGUGUGGUUGAGCGCGUUAACAAGCUUGUGUAUGUCCGCACGUUGCGCUCCAGGUACAAACCCGAGGUCGGAGACAUUGUGGUAGGUCGUGUUGUUGAGGUUGUUCAAAAGCGUUGGAAAUUGGAGAUAAAUUACAGUCAAAAUGCCACUUUGAUGCUGUCUUCAAUGAAUUUGCCUGAUGGCAUCCAGCCUAAACUGAAACGAUAUGUUGGCUUGCAAGUAUCAUUUAUGGCCUGUAGCAUCUAUUUUGUCCAGAGACGACGGACUGCUUUGGACGAACUCAACAUGCGUAGUGUUUUUGAAGAGAAUGAUGUUGUUUGUGCUGAAGUUCGUGGUUUCCAGCAUGAUGGUUUGCACCUUCAAGCAAGAAGUCAGAAAUAUGGGAAACUUAAGAGAGGUCAACUGCUUACUGUCACUCCUUAUUUAGUGAAGAAACAGAAGCAGCAUAUCCAUCAUAUAGAGCAGUAUGGCAUUGAUUUGAUUCUUGGUUGUAAUGGAUUCAUAUGGGUGGGGGAACACAUUGAAGCAAAAGACGAUGACGACAUGGCGGAUCAAGCGAAACAAUCUGAAGGGCAAGAGCAAAGUUUCACGGCAUUAGAGACAAGAAAAUACAUAUGCAGGACUGCUAAUGCUGUUAGAGUAUUAUCCAACUUGGGGUUCAAUAUGACAUUGGAAAUUAUCAAGGAAACGGUUAAUCUCAGCCUCACGUUGAAUCUUGAUGCGCAUGAAAUGCUGAGUUCUGAGUUUUGUGUUCUGGUUGCUGAAAAAGAGGCUGAGAGGAGAAGCUCGAUAAAAAAGAAAAGAUAGACUAUUGCCUUGGAUUCUUCUAGCUGGGAAUUUUGUAGCUGUGACUUUUAGGAUGAGAUUUUUAAUUCAUAGUGAACAUUUAGUUACAUCCAUUUCCUUUGGUGGCAAGUUUCUGGUGAUAAGUUCUAUAAUCCUAGUGUUUGGAUAUAAUUCAGAACCGUUCAUAUAGAGAAGUGGUAAACAUCGUUGGAUGGAAUGUGACCAUUGGUUUACUUUACAAGUUUUGCUGUUCCAAAUUCCAAUACUUUCGUGUGUGUAAUUUCUCCAAUAUUGAAUGAGUGACCCAACACUUUUUUCUAUGAAA
This is a messenger RNA of Neltuma alba, 1651 nucleotides long. Its product is annotated as exosome complex component RRP4 homolog. NCBI's taxonomy places the organism in Eukaryota, Viridiplantae, Streptophyta, Magnoliopsida, Fabales, Fabaceae. Gene Ontology annotation, cellular component: cytoplasmic exosome (RNase complex); nuclear exosome (RNase complex). The coding region runs from base 337 to 1347 and encodes 336 amino acids. The transcript has 9 exons. Gene Ontology annotation, biological process: CUT catabolic process; nuclear polyadenylation-dependent rRNA catabolic process; poly(A)-dependent snoRNA 3'-end processing. The record is from RefSeq and is a predicted model, not a curated record. Gene Ontology annotation, molecular function: RNA binding.